GCCAGCCGAAAUUUAAGUAUAAAAAGAUUUAAAAUGGUGGCAAUCGGAGUCGAGGUUUGACCGAUAAACAACAACAAAUAUCCGAAACCAUGAAACCGUUCCUGUUUGCCUUCUUUGUGGCUCUGGCCUCAGCACGUCCGGAACCUCCGGUGGGCUACAACUACCCCUCACCCUCCUCGGGACACAUCGGAGGCAUUGGCUCAUUGGGAGGCGGUUCAUUGGGAGGCGGUCACGCUUUAGGAGGCGGUAGCUUCAUUGGUGGUGGACACUCAGGACUAGGAAUCUCCGGUGGUGGACACUCUGGACCAGGAAUCUCUAGCGGUUUCGACAGCUCGUCAAGCUUCUCCGGAGGCGGCUCCGGUUUCGGUAGCGGUAUCGGUUUUGGUGGAUUCGAUCAAUCCGCUGCCGCCGGUCCAACGGUACAUAAACACGUUUACGUGCACGUUGCCCCCGAAGAGCCUGAGCAGCCACAGGCACCAAGGAUCCUUCCAGUUGCCGCCCCUCAGAAGCAUUACAAGAUUAUCUUCAUUAAAGCUCCAAGUCCACCUACUCCAACUGCCCCGAUAAUCCCUGCUCAACCGCAGAACGAAGAGAAGACCUUGGUGUACGUUUUGGUGAAAAAGCCGGAAGAGCAACCGGAAAUCGUCGUGCCUACUCCAGCUCCAACGCAGCCCAGCAAACCGGAAGUCUACUUCAUCAAGUACAACACUCAGAAGGAAACUGUAUCUGGGGGACAUGGUGGUGGUGCCGUUGGUAUCUCUGGUGGUAAUGGAGGAGAUCUCUCCGGAGCUGAUCUGUCUGGUCUUGGAGGUCACGAUGGAGGACAUGGAGGUUCCUUUGGUGGUGCUGGAGUAGACUCUGCAUCUGGCAGUUACUCUUCUGCCGGUGCUUCCACCAAAUACGGACCACCUGGAUACCAUAAAUAAGCCAAAAGUCGCUUAUUUUUAACAAAUAUCCUAGCACAACAUGUUUAAAUGCACUUUAUUUAUUGAACUUAAUGUUUAGUGGCUGACUCGUUGUGGUGUAUUAUAUAUGACCUGUGAUUAAUGUUGAUGUGAGCUUCACUUAAUAGGGGAGUUUAAUGUUGUAUAUAGUCAAUAUUUUUAUUCUUUAAUUAUAUAUUUGCUUUAAUUUGUAGAUUAAGACACGGUGACAAAUGAUUUUUAAAUAAAUAUUAUUUUUUUAGUGAA
Molecule: messenger RNA, 1190 nt
Organism: Anthonomus grandis grandis
Lineage: Eukaryota; Metazoa; Arthropoda; Insecta; Coleoptera; Curculionidae
Product: pupal cuticle protein 20-like
Exons: 2
Coding region: 90-926 (278 amino acids)
Source: RefSeq, a predicted model, not a curated record